Colias croceus (clouded yellow) is the source of this 2102-nucleotide messenger RNA. Its product is annotated as HEAT repeat-containing protein 3. The record is from RefSeq and is a predicted model, not a curated record. The coding region runs from base 96 to 2018 and encodes 640 amino acids. Lineage: Eukaryota; Metazoa; Arthropoda; Insecta; Lepidoptera; Pieridae. The transcript has 8 exons. Gene Ontology annotation, biological process: ribosomal large subunit biogenesis; protein import into nucleus.
UAUGGUGAUCGUCUCAUCGUGUUUUGAACUUUUGAUUUUUGAAGUUUGAACAAAAGUUUGAAACGUGUUGUUUGUAGGUUAUUGUGUAUUAAAAAAUGGGUAAAAUAAGGAAACGUAGGCCAAAUAAGAGCCAACCUCCGGAAUCAGAUGAAACAUUUGAAGAGGAAUUACAAAUUGACUCUAAAGAGAAUGCAAUCCAAACAAUAAUUGAUCAAUUACAGGCCGUAAAUGUAGAAGAAAAAUAUUGUGGACUUCAGACGUUUGCUAUGUUAAUAGAAAGUGCAGAGAAUAUUGAACAAGUUAUUGAAAGAGGACUGAUUAAAAUAAUCGCUCCUCUUCUCUUAGAUCCUGCUAGUUCAAUAAGGAAUGCAGCUGCGGGCUCUCUUAGAAACUUAUCUGUAUUACGACUAGAUCUAUGUGAGGUUUUAAUGGAACAAGAUGUUAUGACGCCGUUAAUAUGCUAUUUUCACCAGUUCACAGAAACAUGGGUUCCAGAUGCAGGAUCAAAAUCAAAAGAUGAAGACAUUGAUACAUUUAUUCAAUGUGUUAAUCUUUUACUCAAUCUUUGUGAAAGUUCAGACCUGGCAGUGAAAUACUUAGGUGAAUCAAGAAUAUUAGAUAUAUUUCCAAGAUAUUUGGACUUGCAAACAUUUGGAAAUGAUAUUGUUAUAACUGUAAUGCAAUGCCUAUUUGUUGUUGUUGAAGAUAAUUCUAUUGCAAUUACAAAAAUCAAGACUUCUUCUGAGAAACAAUUGACACAGUUAUUACUUUUGGACAGCAAUGAGCCCCCUAUACUUUUAAUAAGAACUUUGGCAGCAGGAAUUGUUAUUAAUAUAUGCAGAGGCAAUAUUUCAUCUUUAUCAGUAGAUGUUAUAAAUCCAAUAAUGCAAUUAUUAGCUAAAACAUUAUCCCUUGAUCACAGAACGGCAUGUAACCAACUUUCUAGUUCUGUACCUUUAAAGAAUAGUUCUGGAAAAUUUGAUGCACCUAAAGGAAAAGAUGCUCAAGUGUUACAGGAACAAAUAAAAACAGUUUUAUAUUUGCUUGAUGGACAACAAAGUGCCAUAGAGAUUAUAGCUAACAUCUGCUCAUGUGAUGAUGAUGAUGAUGAUGUUGAUGAAAUGGAAUCAUCAGAAAGUGAAGAAACUGCAGAGGACGAAAUGGCGUGUACUAAUGGUGAAGGCAUUGUCCAUGCUGAAGACAAAUUACCUCCAGAAGUGAUGGAGGCUAUGAUAUCCUUAGAUAUGUUUGAUAAAGUGUGGUCCCGCACACAACUACCGGCUGAGAAUGUUAUGUUGAUCUUAAAAGAGUAUGAAGAGUCACAACUUGUUCCUAGAAAAAUUUAUAAUCUACAAACACGCGCAUUAUUAUGUGUAAAUAACAUGCUAUCAACAUUACCAAUAAAUAAACUUGGAGGUAUCAAUGGAGUGUAUAAGAUCUGGGUGGAUGCUGGAAAACUAGUUUUCAAGCGAAAUUCCGACAAUGUAAAUCUUUUGGAAUCAGCAACAGCGGUGAUGCGCGCUGCUUUGGAUAAAAUAAAAUUACGGGAAAAUAAUGAUGCAGCUGAUAACUCUCUUUUCAGUGAUUUAGCUUUGUCCGAUAUUGAGAUUAUGCUUACAGGGAUAAAAGAUUGUCAAGUACCGGAGAUAAGAUCUAAUCUCAUUCGAAUGAUUGGCAUAUUAGCAUUGUUGUUAGUAAAUAAUUUAAAUGAUACAACUACAACAGUUGUAUGUACGAUCACAGAGUUUAUUUUAGAGCAAGCACAUAAAGAGAACGAAGUGUGGGUUCUUGCAGAAGCCAUAGAUACAUUGGUUGAUUUAUAUUCAGAAGACGAAACAGAUAGUAUAGCAGCAAAAGUCAAACUUGUUGAAAAAUUGGCCAUUUUAGCACCUAUACUUAAAAAUAAAGCUCGGCAACAAAGAAAACUUCCAAAAGAAUACAAAGUGCUGGUGUCUACUGCGAGUUCAAAUUUACCCAGGUUUAUAAAGUACAAAAAAGCUCGGCUAAAUAACCUUUAAAACCUAUAGUUAUAGGACAAAUUAUUUAUAUACAUUAUUUCUUAAAUACAUCUUUUUAUAUAUUAAAUACAUACUUUUAUAUUA